This is a messenger RNA of Daktulosphaira vitifoliae (grape phylloxera), 1416 nucleotides long. RefSeq lists its product as uncharacterized. The record is from RefSeq and is a predicted model, not a curated record. Bases 171 to 1229 code for a protein of 352 amino acids. NCBI's taxonomy places the organism in Eukaryota, Metazoa, Arthropoda, Insecta, Hemiptera, Phylloxeridae. The transcript is spliced from 3 exons.
UAAAUAUAAUAAUAUAUCCCCGUAGUGUCACUAUUGUAACAAUUAACUCUCAAAAAAUUCACUUUAGGAAUUUUAGUAAGAUAUUAUGUUCAUUUUAUCAAAAAUAUAUAAUUUUGUAAUAAUUGUAUAGACUAUAAUAAUAAUGAAAUUCGAAAUAUUAAUUAGAAAUUAUGUUAGGUGAUGUAAAACUAGAUGUUAAAAACAUAGAAUGUAGCACAACGCAAAUGAAUGAUAUCGAUGUAGAAAAUGUAGUGUCAGUAGGUAGUGUGUCAAUUGUAAAACAAGAGAAUGGUGAAGAUAUGAUUGUUGUGGAAAAUAUGGAUUUAUAUGAAUAUACGAAUAAAUUUUGCACUUCCAAUACUUUAACUGAGGAGGAUCCCUCAAAUAAUAGUAUCCUAGAGGUCAUAGUAGAUUGUAUAGAAGAUUUGAUGGCAGUUAAGCAAGAGAAUGGUGAAGAUAUGAUUGCUGUGGAAAAUAUGAAUUUAUCUGAAGAUAAAAAUGACCUUUGCUUUUCCCAUAUUUUAACUGAGAAGGAUAACCCUAAUAAUAGUACCCCAGAGCUCAAAGUAGAUUGUAUAAAAGAAUUGUUGACAGUUAAACAAGAAAAUUAUGAAAAUAUGUUUGCUGUUGAAAAUAAGGAUUUACACGAUGAUGUGAAUGAACUUUGCAUUUCCUAUAUUUUUACUGAAGAGAAUCACCCAAAUAAUAGUACCCCAGAGCUCAAAGUUGAUUGUAUAAAAGAUUUGUUGACAGUUAAGCAAGAAAAUGAUGAAGAUAUGUUUGCUGAGGAAAAUAUGAAUUUACCUGAAGAUACGAAUGAUCUUUGCAUUUCCUAUAUUUUUACUGAAGAGGAUAACCCAAAUAAUGAUACUCCAGAACUUGAAGUAACAGCUAUUGAAGAAGCAGUGUCGAUGGAAACGCGUAAACACGAAGAAGGUGUUAUACGCUAUUUUGGAAUGAAUAAUGAAGCCGGUAGAAUAAUUUCAAAAAAUGGAAAAUGUUAUAAAUUUUAUAAAAAAGAUAUUGUUGGUUCUUAUAGAUAUUAUAAAUCUCCACAAAAAGCAAAGUUUGUGGUCAAUGAUUCACAGCCGAAUUGGGCGAAAGAAGUAGAAAUAGUUGGAGAUAUUUAUGGCCAACGAUGCUAUUAUUGUUUAACGCAUGGUCAUUAUACAGAGGAAUGUAUUCAAUUAGAUAUUGACUCAUUACAUUUUUACUAUCCUUACAUUUAAGAUACUAGUACAAUCUGUUUGAUUAAUCUAUUUAUUCAAAUUUAAUAUUGCACAUAUUUUAAUGUGUUAAGUAAAAAAUACUAUUAUACAUUAUAAUACAUCUAAGUAUUUAAAUUUAUUGUUAAAAAUGAGGAUUUAAAAAUAUUGUGAAUAAUUUUUUAAGUAAUUGUUAAUCAAUAAACAAUAU